AUGCCAGCUCAUCCCGAUGCCAAUCUCCACCCAGAGGCCACCGGUGCUGCCAAGGCAUUGGUCGAACAACACAGCGCAGAGCAACCCUUGAAGCUAUAUGCAGGGUGGUUCUGCCCAUUCGUCCAACGAGUCUGGCUCGCCCUAGAGGAGAAACAGAUUCCAUAUAAAUACAUCGAAGUCAACCCAUACAACAAACCGAAGUCACUUCUAUCUCUCAAUCCGCGCGGUCUCGUCCCGACACUGUCAUGCCCAACAGACCCAGAGCCUAAACCACUAUACGAGUCUACUGUGAUCCUGGAGUAUUUGGAAGAAGCUUACCCAAAUCAUAGCCCCAGCUUCCUCCCCAAGGAGCCAUACGAGCGUGCCCACGCCCGUAUCUGGAUUGACUAUGUCACCUCUCGAAUCAUCCCCGCGUACCACCGGUUCCUGCAAUACCAGCCCCCGGAGGGAGUCACCGAGAACGACGUGGGGUUAGAGCAGGCCCGACAGGACUUUCUCACCCACCUUAAAAUCUGGACACGGGAGAUGCAUCCGGAGGGUCCUUUCUUUCUGGGUUCGGAUCUUGCGCUGCCAGAUCUUGUGCUAGCGCCGUGGGCUGUGCGAUUGUGGGUGUUUGAUGAGUUUAAACAUGGAGUGGGCAUACCCUCAGAGGGAGCUGGUGGAGCCGAUGAAGAGGUCUGGAAGAGGUUUAGAAAGUGGCUUGGGGCGAUUGAGAGCAGAAAAAGCGUGAGAGAAACGAUCAGCGAGAGGGAACACUAUUUGCCUAUUUACAAGCGGUACGCGGAUAAUGUUGCUCAGAGCGAGAUGGCAAAGGCGACUCGGUCGGGACGCGGCGUUCCAUAA
Molecule: messenger RNA, 843 nt
Organism: Penicillium maclennaniae
Lineage: Eukaryota; Fungi; Ascomycota; Eurotiomycetes; Eurotiales; Aspergillaceae
Exons: 3
Coding region: 1-843 (280 amino acids)
Cellular component (GO): cytoplasm
Source: RefSeq, a predicted model, not a curated record